Messenger RNA from Talaromyces marneffei, 1056 nucleotides. RefSeq lists its product as uncharacterized. Gene Ontology annotation, cellular component: cytoplasm. The transcript is spliced from 4 exons. The record is from RefSeq and is a predicted model, not a curated record. Bases 1 to 1056 code for a protein of 351 amino acids. NCBI's taxonomy places the organism in Eukaryota, Fungi, Ascomycota, Eurotiomycetes, Eurotiales, Trichocomaceae. Gene Ontology annotation, molecular function: glutathione transferase activity.
AUGUCUGCAGAAAUACAACCAGCAGUAAUCCAUCAACCAGGCACCAAUGAUGGAUGGCACGGCGUGAUCAAAUCUGGCGGGGAAUUCGAACCGGAAGCGGGGCGAUAUCAUCUCUACAUUGGCCUUUUCUGUCCCUUUGCGCACCGAGCCAACCUUGUCCGUCAUAUCAAGGGCCUGCAGUCUGCCAUUGACGUGUCGAUAGUUCGAGCAUAUCCCAAAGGCGACUCCAAGGGCUGGCCUGGUUGGAAAUUUCCUGCCCAUGAACAAGAGUACGAGGGCGCGACAGUCGACAAGCUUUUCGGAAGUGAAUAUCUUCAUGGGGUCUACUUUAAGGAUGACGAAGAUUAUAAAGGAAGAUAUUCAGUCCCCUUAUUAUGGGAUAAGAAGACCAAUAGGAUUGUCAACAAUGAGAGUGCAGAAAUACUGAGGUGGUUGCCCACGGCAUUCAAUGGCACCCCAGUCAUCUCUUCGGAAUCGGCAGCGAUUGAUUUCUACCCUGAGCCCCUCCGCAAUGAGAUAGACUCUUUGUCCGAAUGGAUUCAGCGAGACGUAAACGCAGGUGUCUACAAGGUUGGAUUUGCUACCACACAAGAAGACUACGAUAAAGCGGUAAUACCUGUCUUUGGUGCUCUCAAUGUACUUGAGAAACUCAUCUACAAAAAAGGUGGCCCAUAUGUGUUGGGUGCACAUCUCACAGAACUAGAUAUACGACUAUAUGCGACGUUAAUUCGAUUUGAUACAGUGUAUGUUCAGCACUUUAAGUGUAACCUUGGGACGAUACGCCAUGACUAUCCAGUGCUUAAUGCAUGGUUGACGCAUUUGUACUGGAAAGUGCCGGGGUUCAAGGAGACCACUGAUUUUAAGCACAUCAAAGAGAAUUAUACAAAAAGCCACUACGAAAUUAACCCUAAGGCUAUCACGCCGCGAGGCCCUUUCCCCGAUGUCGAGGACUACGUACCAGAGAAGCCAACGAAAUACGGAAGAGUGAAGUUGCAGGAGGUAUUAGAAUACGAGAAGAAAUUAGAAAGCGAAGUAUUUGGUAAACAGAAGCUUUAA